GCAGGGCCAGUGGCAAGAGCGUUUUGGUUGUGGAUGCUACGGGAACGACAUUACAGAUUGGCGGGAAAGACACUGCCGCGCGAACUGUUAGUCACAGACUCUGGACAUACGUCUGCUUGCGACUGUAAGGCACGGCUGAUGUCAUCUCGCUGUGGCGCUAGCGCUUGGCGCAGAUGCCUAGGGUGCCAACGGAGCUUCUCCUCCGUGAGGGAUGACAUGAGCUUGUUGAGCACGCAAAUCGUCGACAAUGUCGCGGUGGUUCGAUUUCUCUCACCAGAAGGUCAAUUCUCUUGGGGCACCCGAGUGUGGGAGCAUCGCAUCAAUCCAUCCCUCAUCAAGCAGGUUAACCAGGCGCUGGAUGAAGCGGAAAACGCUGGUGUUCAAGCGCUUUUGGUGACAGGUGAGGGAAAGUUUUUUUGCAAUGGAAUGGAUCUUCAGUACAUCUCCGCGCAUGUCAGCCAGUCCACUGAGAUUCAGACUGACGCAGAGAACUUGAUGAGACGCAUUCUGACUCUGGGAAUGCCGACGGUUGCAGCAGUGAAUGGGCACAUGACAGCAGCAGGGGCAAUGCUGGGACUGUCCUUUGACAAGCGGUUGAUGCCAGCUGAUUCCAAAAGUCUAUUCUUCAUUCCCGGCAUAGACAUUGGUUUGGUCUAUUCUCCUGGCAUGACGGAACUCAUGAAGGCAAAGAUGCCCCUUCCAAUGUGGACAGACGUGCUUUGCAUGGGCAAGAGGUACAAAUCUGAGGACCUCCUCAAACAUGGUGUAGUGGAGGCGACGCCACCGCCUUCUGACCUCUUCGAUGCCGCAAUGGAGCUCGCCAAGUCUUUGAAAAGCAAAGGCAAAGACCAGAAGACACGCGAGACGAUGCGAGGCAUCAAAGGAAAUUUGUACAAGGAUGCCGCUGCACAUCUUGGAAGCGCAGUUCAAGAUAUGGGCUUUGCCACUGGAACCUUUUCAGUGUCUCGUAGCUGCCCUCAUGGCAUCACGCUGGCUAUGGCAUUUGUCAAAGGCAGUCAUUGGCAGUACCGGUGCCCCUUCAGAAAGGCAUGGGUGGAUGUGAGUGCUGAUGAAGAUCGCCAGCUGAAAGAAGCUUACCUAGCAUUGCCCCGAGGUGGGCAGCCUGUGGCGAUGUGCAAGAUCGGCAGCCUCAAGUUCUCGACCGACUUCCGGAACCUCAUCCGCACCAAUGUGGCCAGCAAGCGCACCAUGGAGGUGCGCCUCCGGGAUGGAGACCUACCCUUUCCAACGCCCAAGGGCCCUGAAGCUCCCUCAGAAGCCUCCUUGGGCGCCAACAGUCCGGAAAGCAUCGCUCCUUGUGAGCUGGAGGCGGCCAGAACAGUGCCACAUUCAGUUCGAAAAGCUUGGGGCCAUGGGAUUGAGAGCGGUAUCACCAUGAGCGGAGAGUUUGAAUUCACCAUGGAGGCAUCUGAGAAGGAGCUCUUCGGGGAGAUGCUAAGUUGGAAUAUGCUCGCUGCAGGCAUCUCGCCACAGUCGCUGGACAACCGGUGUUUGAAGUUCACCAGUAGCCAAGGAGAAGUGAGCAUGGGCAGCAAAAAGGAGAUUGCAAAGAUGCUUGGGAAUCCUCGAGCCUACCCAAUUCAUAUUUCUUACAAGCCUCAUCCAGCGUUCAAGUUUGUAGCUCCUCAGUAUGUCCCGCAUAUGGAGGUGACGCGGACCAUGCUGAAAUUCACACAAACAGCCGUGGCUGAGCUGGAUGGGAAAUUGGACAAUGUGAAGCACAAGCACCAGAGAAGAACCUUCGAACGGUAUUUGCUUUACUUGGAGGAUCACUAUUAUCAAACCGGCGAUGACCUCAGCGAUGCCCUGGAUAUGGAGGCCGUUGUGAACAAAUAUCCGGAGACUGCGUUUUCCUUUCUCCUCAUCAACAAGACUGGGCCUGGGCUCUCCAAAAUCCUGCGAGGAGAGAUUGACGUUCUAGAGUAUUUAUUUGGUGGCUGA
This is a messenger RNA of Durusdinium trenchii, 1962 nucleotides long. NCBI's taxonomy places the organism in Eukaryota, Dinophyceae, Suessiales, Symbiodiniaceae. The record is from the annotation of a GenBank genome assembly.